CUCGCCUUCCAUUUCCUGUGCAGCUUCUCCUUCCCCUUCUCCCGGCGCCGGAGCCCGAAGCCCGGGCAGUGCCGAUGGCUUGGCGCGUCUUGCUGCUGCAGCUCAGCCUCUUCCCGCUGCGGCUCUCGGGUGCGUGUCCCCCACUGACUUGGGACUUCAAGCUGCAGCAGCCCCAGGACAAGGUGUCGGUGACAGCGGGGGAGACGCUCACCCUGACCUGCACCACGUCUGGAAAUGCUCCCGCUGGCCCCGUGAAGUGGCUGAAGGGCCGGGGCAGUGGGAACCAGACCAUCUAUGACCAGACGGGCUCCUUCCCCCGUGUGACGAGGGAAGUGGAUGAGUCCAACACGGACUUCACCAUCCACAUCAGGGAUGUUCAACCCGAGGAUGCCGGCACCUAUUACUGCGUGAAGUUCUGCAAAUCAGUGGGCGGCGAUGAGGUGUUUCAGCAUGGAAAAGGCACGGAGGUGUCCAUACAUGAGACAACCCUGCUUCGCAGCAUGGUGGCUGUAGCUGUAGUGCUCUGCUUCCUCCUCCUCCUUGGCGUCGUCAUCACCCUUUGCAUGUGCAGGAGGAAGCACAGAGGUGAGGCAGACAGCCAGUGCCUGGCCAGGCCGGCGGCCAUGGGCACCUUCUCGCCCAUCCCUCUGCAGUGCUGUGCAGGGACCCCCGGCACCCCCAGUGAAGUCCUGGAUGCAGAGAGCUCCCAUCUGCCCAGCCAGCAAAGCAGCAAGGAGGACAACUACAUCCACUACGCCGAUCUCCAGCCCCUGCCCGCGGCCCCGCGGCACACCAGGAGCCCCGGCGCAGCCUGCUCCGAGUACGCCAGCGUCAGGGUAGCUACCAAGUGACAUGUGGCACCGCAGCCUGUGAGGCCGAAGAGCCCGUUUUGGGGGAGGAAGCAGGGACAUUUCUGCAGGGCACAAUAAAGAAGGAAGUGGGUUGCUUUGCACGGCACACCCCGGUCCGA
Messenger RNA from Chroicocephalus ridibundus (black-headed gull), 970 nucleotides. Its product is annotated as signal-regulatory protein beta-2-like. NCBI's taxonomy places the organism in Eukaryota, Metazoa, Chordata, Aves, Charadriiformes, Laridae. Gene Ontology annotation, cellular component: plasma membrane. Bases 75 to 851 code for a protein of 258 amino acids. The record is from RefSeq and is a predicted model, not a curated record. The transcript has 5 exons.